UGGACCUGCACCGGCUCUGAUGCUUGUGCUUAUUUCAGUGUGUUAGAACAAUGUUAAUGAGUGUAUCCUCUCCUCCCUGCCCGAUCUGAGCACGCAUUAGCAACAAACUGAGUCUCGUUUAUGUGUGUCUUCUAGGAUAGAGACCUCCCCCAGGUGACACUGGGACCUGCUACUACUUUUUUUUCUUUUUUUGCAAUGUAUUUCAAGGGUGGGAUGAGUCAAAGGGCAGACUAUUAAGACUUCUCUCAUCUCUUUAAGAACAUAUCUGACCCUGUUUUCCGCUCUCCUUGGUUAGGAGGAAGCACAUCUCUCUGCAAGGGACGCUGUGCCUAGUCUUUGACAAUGAAGUUCAACUUGUUCAGACGGCCACAGGCCAUGGCAGCGGCCGAGCCCACCAGUGCCCCUACCAUGACCAUGGCUCCCACCUCAGCUGCCAUGUCCACCUCAGCACCAGAAACUUCUGGCUCGAACAAUACAGAGAUCAGCAAGAAUGACAUGUUUGAGGAGAUCAAGAGCAAAUUCUUAAAUGAAAUUGAUAAAAUCCCAUUGCCUCCGUGGGCUUUGAUUGCCAUUGCUGUAGUGGCAGCAUUGCUAAUCCUCACCUGCUGUUUCUGCAUAAUCAAAAAAUGUUGCUGCAAGAAGAAGAAGAACAAGAAAGGAAAGAAGGGAAAGGAUGGCUUCAACAUGAAGAACAUGCAGGGUGGUGAGAAACAUCAGGAUGACGAUGAUGAUGAGGGAGAGACUGGACUGACAGAGGAAGAGAAAGAGGAAGAGGAGAAAGAGCAGGAGAAACUGGGGAAGCUGCAAUACUCUAUAGAUUAUGACUUUGAGAAUACAAAGCUGACAAUUGGUAUCCUUCAAGCUGCAGAUCUCAUGUCCAUGGACUCAGGUGGAACCUCAGACCCUUAUGUUAAAGUCCUGCUCUUCCCUGACAAGAAGAAGAAGUUUGACACCAAAGUGCAUAAAAAAACACUGAACCCUGUCUUCAAUGAGACAUUUGUUUUCAAGGUACCCUAUGAGGAGCUUGGUGGAAAGACCUUGGUGAUGUCUGUUUAUGACUAUGACCGAUUUUCAAAACAUGAUGUUAUUGGAGAGGUAAAGCUGCCCAUGAACACCAUUGACCUUGGACGGCCUAUUGAGGAGUGGCGGGAUCUCGAGAGUGCUGAUCAAGAGGAGCCUGAGAAACUUGGAGAUAUCUGCAUCUCCCUUCGUUAUGUCCCCACUGCUGGAAAACUCACUGUCUGCAUCCUGGAGGCAAAGAAUCUGAAGAAGAUGGAUGCCUGCGGUUUAUCUGAUCCUUAUGUAAAGAUCCAGCUGCUCCAGGGUGGUAAGCGUCUGAAGAAAAAGAAGACUACAGUAAAGAAGAACACCCUAAACCCAUAUUACAAUGAAUCCUUCAGCUUUGAAAUCCCCCUGGAACAGAUGCAGAAAAUCUUGGUGGCAGUCACAGUGUUUGAUUAUGACAAGAUAGGUAAGAAUGAUGCCAUUGGAAAAAUCUUCGUGGGCAGUAAGGCUACUGGCUUAGGUCUGAAGCACUGGUCUGACAUGCUGGCUAAUCCACGCCGUCCCAUUGCCCAGUGGCACCCAUUGCAGCCAGAGGAGGAAAUUGAUGGCCAGCUGGCAGCCUUGAAUGCAAAGAAGUAACACGCCUCACCAACCAGCUAAUGCACUAACUCAGAAAUCCAAUCUUCAUCCCUACUUUGCAUGAAUUUCAUGACUUCACACAUGACUAUUUGUCAAAAGUCCUGCUCAAAAAAAAUAUAUUAAAAAAAAGACAUUGUAGAAUAUCUGAAACUCUUUUUGAGCAUCACAUUUCCCACAUUAAUGUAUGCUGAGAAGAAUGGUGUUGAGUUACCGGGUGACUGGUUAAUGAAUGAUCGACUUUUAGUCUUUCCUUCAUUUGAAGAAUCUCAUUCUUAGGGUGCUGACACUUUAUGAAAGUAUUGGUGAAGACAAUGCUGGAUAUAUAAAAAAAAGGCUUUAGUUUAGUUUAUAGAGCAUGCUUUACUUACCUCCCCACUGCUCUGCGUGCACCACGCCCAGUAUUGUAUCUUGCUAAUAACUGUGCUUUAACUUGCAAUAGAAAGUACUGUAAUUUGGGGUUAUUUCCUGCAUAAAGUUUGUCUUAAGUCUAUCAAUGUGAAGAGAUUCAAGUGCAGAUGAAUCAGGUUGAGAUCAAUGAAUGCAACAAUCAAUUCUGGAAUACAUAUGACAUUUUUCUUGAUUUUAUCAGCUCACAUAUGAGAUGGUGCAAACAGUGCAGCAGAACCAUAUAGCAGGGAUGAUGCAGUUGUCUGACUUAAGUUGCUUGUUUUGUGUUGCCACGAAGGCCCAUCUAUGCAUUUAGCUUCAACCCACAUUUCUGUGUCUUCAGACAGGUGUAAUGUAAGACAGGAAUACAAGGGUGCCUUCCUGAUAUGACACUUUGAGAAGUAGUGCAGGUUUUAUUGUUUAUUUUAAAGUGGUUGAAUAUUGUUCAAAAUGUGUCGGGGACACUGUGAAUGUGCCAUUUGAAAUCUGGCUAUGUUGACCACUUGGAUGUAAAACCUUACUUAUCCAUUGUAGAAGUAAGGCACUAAAAAGGAUUACCAAUGAUGCUGAAAACAGUACUGACUAUGCUUCUUUGAUUUCUGUUGUUUAGUAAAAGACAGUGCCAUUUUGGUCAUUAUGUUUUGACAUUCAUUAAAACGAUUCCAUGUCAUUGGCUGAUGUUGUAGUUCUACUGUAAUUCACUUCAAUAUUUCUGUAGUUUCUGCUGAAACAACAUGAGGAUUUCUGUCAAAGACAAAAUGUUUUUAUAGAUUAUUGAAUUUGAAAUGUAAGAUGUAGCUUUGAUUUUUAAAAGGAAGUAUUAAUGAGGUUUGUAGAAUCUAAACAUAGCAACUGUAUCAUCAAACAUAUACAAUACACACAUCCUGGACCAUCUGCUUGAACCAAAUAGAGCUGCAGAGUAGAGCAUGUAUCAUGCCUCGCAGUAUUUUGUCUUGUUUGAAUCACUCGGUCGGGACACAAGCUUUUUGAUCCUGGAGACAAAGUGCUGCAAUAUGGUGAUGUUGAAACUUGUAGGCAAAUUAUUAGUGUAAUGUCUAGUGGCUUGGAAGCAAAAAAAGGAUACAAAGAAUUGAUUAUUAUAAGGGAAUGACUGAGGAUAGAACAUUUAAAAUGUUGACAUUUAAAUUCCACUGAAUUUACCAAUGACCUGAUCUCUUUCCUGUAGCAGCUCCUCUUAACUAAAGAAUCAUGACUGUCCCCAUAUUGGUUUCUUUGAGUUAAAUGUAGACACAAGUAGGAUUAAAAUUGUCAUUUAUUGCAGGAACCAAAACCCCCCAAAAAAUAGCUUUAGAAAAUGGAUGACACUUUCUCUAAUCACACGUGGUGACAACCUGAACCUGAAAAUCUUCCUAAUUUACCGGGAGGGAAAAGAGUCAGUAUCACUUUCUUAUUAUUCAAAUCAUUGUAACUGAAAUCAUUAUUAAUGACAACUAAUUUCUGGCUUCAAACACUGUCUAGAGCCUCGCUGUUGCUGAGUUUCACUGCUUACGUAGGUAAUUUUGGAUUCUGAACUGGCCAUGAAUUGAUGGAACUGGACACAUGUCCAGGGUUUUACCCCAUCUCUUGUGGAUUAGCUCCAGGGAUUGGCUCCAGCCCACUCAUCCACUCAACCGGAGUUGAUACAUUGAUGUUGUCAGUGAAUUCUAAGUGAGACAAAAUCAGGGAAUCGGUGUUUUGUGAAUUACUUUCUUUAAAUCAAAAAAUCCAAAAUCAGAUCUUGGGAGGCCAACACAUUAAAAUAUUUUCUCAGAAUUUCAGAAACUGGAAAAAAUUAACUCAUAGAAAUUUGUGUCUACAUUGAGUGCUUUUAAAUGUCAACAUAGAUUUUUCAGGACAUUUUUAUAAGGGGGCAGUUUGUUUAAAAAAAAAAUGUUAAGGCAGUCGUUCGUUUGCAUCCACGUCGCCAGCAGAAGUAUCUAAUGGUGAGCAGCGGCACACUGACAGGUUCAUCCACAGUACUUCUUUACAAUUGUUAACAUAUGCAUCCCGCAAAAUUUGUUAAUAGGCUACAGCAUGUAUUUACAAGAUGAUGUAAAUAGUGGCAUGUUUUAAAGAGGAACCAUAAUUAUAUUGUGUAUGUGUGUUUGUGUUCUGUGUCAUUUUUAUAAUAAAACAGAGUAUAAAAAAGGAUGCACUGACUGCAAAGUGUAUGAAUUUCUGCUGAAUGUAUGUCUGAACAAUCCAUGUUUGGCUUACCAGACUCCAUGAAUGCCUC
Messenger RNA from Pelmatolapia mariae (spotted tilapia), 4267 nucleotides. It is a transcript of the gene syt2b, whose product is annotated as synaptotagmin-2. Gene Ontology annotation, molecular function: clathrin binding; phosphatidylserine binding; syntaxin binding. Bases 343 to 1644 code for a protein of 433 amino acids. Gene Ontology annotation, cellular component: exocytic vesicle; synaptic vesicle membrane; axon. The transcript is spliced from 9 exons. Gene Ontology annotation, biological process: calcium ion-regulated exocytosis of neurotransmitter; regulation of calcium ion-dependent exocytosis; cellular response to calcium ion. NCBI's taxonomy places the organism in Eukaryota, Metazoa, Chordata, Actinopteri, Cichliformes, Cichlidae. The record is from RefSeq and is a predicted model, not a curated record.